CACGGCUAGAGUGGUGCUACAGUAUUUUUCUCCGUCGUGUCUCUCCCGUCCCGUACGCGGCAGGGGCAGCCGGCCGGCGAGCUCCUCCCCCCUUCCGCGCUCUCCUUGCGGCGGCGCAGGACGGGCUCUCCCGCCGCCUGCGCUGAUCUCCGGCGAGCUGGGAGCUCUGUCGUCCUUCAUCCUCACCGCAGGGGCACCAGGAAUCCAGUAUGGAAGUUAUCGCCAUUGUCUCGCUCGUCAUGCUUCUGGUUCUUGGAGCUCUAUUUGUGAUAGUCCCAAGAUCCCGUAACAAAGGUGAAGCGAAGGAGGCCAACUCAAAUGCCAGUGCGAUGGCAUCUAGGAGCUAUACAAAAGAAGAGAUAUCAGCACACAACACAAGGACGGAUUGCUGGGUUAUCAUUAAGGAUAAGGUUUAUGAUGUCACCUCUUAUGUGGAGGAACAUCCAGGGGGAGAUGCCAUUCUAAACAAUGCUGGUGGUGAUUCGACAAAAGGCUUUUUUGGCCCUCAACAUGGCACCAGAGUCUUUGAUAUUAUUGAAGAUUUCUGCAUCGGCCAGUUGAAGGAUUCAUGAUUGAAGAGACUCUGUAUUGCAUCCACGAUUCUCUCAUUGAAAUUGAAUUCCGGAAGUGUAGAUUAUUCAACUUCUAGUCUUGCAAUCCCAGGUGUUGGACACAGAUGACAGCGUAAAACAUUUUUAGCUAUUGUGAUCUGGGCUGCCCUAUGCUUUCAGAUGUAAUUUCAUUUUUCAGCUGGCUAUCCUAUCUGUAGACAUCAUUCUGGCCAAGAGCUGUCCUAUGAAUUUAUUUCUGAAUAUGUUCUUUUCCAUCAGAGAUUC
Molecule: messenger RNA, 836 nt
Organism: Oryza brachyantha (malo sina)
Lineage: Eukaryota; Viridiplantae; Streptophyta; Magnoliopsida; Poales; Poaceae
Product: cytochrome B5-like protein
Exons: 6
Coding region: 210-572 (120 amino acids)
Cellular component (GO): intracellular membrane-bounded organelle; membrane
Molecular function (GO): heme binding
Source: RefSeq, a predicted model, not a curated record